CCGCCGCGUCUUCUCCUCUUUCUUUCCCUACCACCGAAAAAUUUCUCCAGCCGAAAAACUUCCUCCGAGGAAGAGCAUCCUCUCGUCUCGUCUCGUUCUCGCCGAGGAGAAAGAAGCCAUGGGCGGCGGCAACGCGCAGAAGUCCAAGAUGGCCAGGGAGAGGAACCUCGAGAAGCUCAAGGGCGGCAAGGGGAGCCAGCUCGAGGCCAACAAGAAGGCCAUGAACAUCCAGUGCAAGAUAUGCAUGCAGACUUUCAUCUGCACCACCUCUGAAGCAAAGUGCAAGGAGCACGCCGAGGCGAAGCAUCCGAAGAGCGAGCUCACCCAGUGCUUCCCCCACCUCAAGCAGUGAAAUCUGCCUAAUCACAGUGAGAGAGAGAUAAAGAGAGAGAGAAGCUGUCGUAAUCCACCUAGUAUUAUCAUGUUCCGCAAUGACUGGUUGUUGCCCAAAGUUUGGGUCUGAACUUCGGUAUGCUGCUGUCCCAGCUGCUUUGGUUGUGUGCCCAUAUACUAUGUAAUCGUCCUGUAUCAGCCUGUUGUGCUACAAUAUUUUAAUUCUGUGUGGAUUUGCUGCUUGUGUUAAGUCUAUUUGUCGAAGAAGUUGAUCCUGGUUAUUUCUCAUGUAAUUCAGCAUGAUCUUGGUUUUC
Brachypodium distachyon (stiff brome) is the source of this 647-nucleotide messenger RNA. RefSeq lists its product as uncharacterized. The record is from RefSeq and is a predicted model, not a curated record. The transcript is spliced from 3 exons. Bases 119 to 352 code for a protein of 77 amino acids. NCBI's taxonomy places the organism in Eukaryota, Viridiplantae, Streptophyta, Magnoliopsida, Poales, Poaceae.